CGGAAGGUUCCGCUGUUUCCGCCCGGAACUUCGUAGAAGCGACACCAACGUACAGCAGCAGUCCGGUUAGAUUUGCUGCUAGCUACAGUGGAUAAACAGUUUUUUCACGGAAUGUCCUUAUAGAUGACCGCUUCACCUGCUCGAAACCACAGCUCUCUGAAGAUGUGCCGCUGAAGAAUGCGAUAGAUAUUACGCCUGCAGUUAGUUCGGAGACUGUUGUCAUCCCGGUAAUCAUGGAGAAGCCAAGGAGGUUAUGGGGGGCACUGGAGGCGUGUUUGCUGACAGUGUGCGCCUGGUCCUGGGGAGUCUGUCGUGUCUCCCUGCUGGCCCUCAUUCUGACCUUCCACCUGUACGGAGGCUUCAUACUGCUGGGCCUCAUCCUGGUCUCUGUGGCCGGCAUCCUGUACAAGUUCCAGGAUGUGCUGCUCUACUUCCCCGACCAGCCCUCAUCGUCCCGCCUUUACAUCCCCAUGCCGACGGGAAUCCCCCACGAGAACGUGUACAUCCGCACCAAAGACGGUGUACGGCUCAACCUCAUCCUGCUCCGUUACACCGGCGAAAACCCCGCCUCUGCUCCCACCAUUUUAUAUUUCCACGGCAAUGCGGGGAACAUCGGCCACCGCGUCCCAAACGCACUGCUCAUGCUAGUCAACCUGAAGGCCAACUUGGUUCUGGUGGACUACAGAGGCUACGGAAAAAGCGAGGGAGAUCCUAGCGAACAGGGACUGUACCAAGACGCAGAGGCCACGUUGGAUUACGUCAUGACCCGGCCGGACAUCGACAAGACCAAGGUGGUGCUUUUCGGCCGCUCAUUGGGCGGCGCGGUGGCCAUCCGUCUGGCAUCGUGCAACCCGCAUCGAGUGGCCGCCAUCAUGGUGGAGAACACUUUCCUGAGCAUCCCACACAUGGCGGCCACUCUCUUCUCUUUCUUCCCCAUGCGUUACCUACCGCUCUGGUGCUACAAGAACAAGUUUCUGUCCUAUAGACAUGUGCCACUGUGCCGUAUGCCAUCUCUCUUCAUUUCGGGCUUAUCAGACCAACUCAUCCCUCCGGUGAUGAUGAAACAGCUGUACGAGCUGUCGCCGUCUCGGACUAAACGCCUCGGUGUCUUUCCUGAGGGUACGCACAAUGACACAUGGCAGUGCCAGGGUUAUUUUGCCACCCUAGAGCAGUUUAUGAAGGAGCUUCUUAAAAGCCAUGCCCGAGAAGAGACGGCCCAGGGGACCACCAACGUCACCAUAAUCUAGAACAGUAACUACUGUUGACUGCUCCGAAUCUGGACCUUCUCAGAUAGAAUGUACAAUUAUUAUUAUUUCUAUUCUCCCCAACUUCUACGCUCUUUCUUUCCAUUGAUCACACACCAAGAAUUCAUUAUUUACAAUUUCAUUUAUUUAAUAGAGAAGGGUUAAUAUUUUAAGCCCACAGAAUACUGUUUUUAUUUUCUUUUAUAUCAAGUAUGAAUGCACCUCUCUUGAGAAUUUAAUGCCCUUUGAGUCUUUUUUUUUUCGUAAUGUCCCCACCACCUCCAAACGCAACUGGAAAUCGUUGUUUGCCUAAUCGCAAUGGUCCGAACUUCUUCCUUGGCUUGAUCUCUUCAGUGUAGAGGUCAGAUUUAGUAAAGUGGUUUAAAAUGCGUGACUAAAGUAAUGUCUGUGGUUACUAUUAUACGAGGAGGCUGUCACGUUUGUUCUACCUCAUAUUUCGUACAUAAAAAUGGUAGAAGUUUGUAACAUUAAGGUUAAACUUGCUAAAAAGAUCACUUUACUUUGAGUUUGUUUACACAUUUAGAAAACAAAACGGCUUAAAAAAAUGACAUUUGGCUGUAUGUAAUUGAUGUUAACCACUGAUUUUAUUUUAACCAUGAAUGAUGAACUACUAUUCCAAAAACUCCUAGAUUUUAGGACUGCAAAACUAAACAACUCUAGCAAACGGAGAAGCUUUAUUUUUAUUUAUUUGGUUUGUAUGUAAUGUUUUUUUUUUUUUUUUUUUUUUUUACCGAACAGAGGGCUCAUAACAAUUUUUGCCUUUUAAAUUCCAGUGAAUAGAGUUUAAUUUACCUGGGGCAACUGAUCCUAGUUCACUCAUCUUUGUGUGUGGCAUUUCAUGCAUUCAAUCUUCUGUACCCAGCUGUAUUGCGUUGGAGCUUUAUUUUCACACACUGCCUUCGUUUAGUUACGAAAGGUUUAAAAUCCACUCAGGAAAUCGGCUCAUUGUGGUUUGAUCCCAUGUCUUGGUUUAGCAUUUGGAGCUGUGUGUGAGAAGUAUAGAUUUCUAUACUGAUUUCCACAGUUCACUGUGAGCACUGAAUGGAAGUACCAACACAAGAAGCCUAAAGUAGGUUUACUCUCUCUCAGGCUUAGUGAUCUUCUGAAAGUAAGAGAGAAAUGGCACAUAGCAGCUGCUUGACAUUGUUCAAAGCACAGUCCAUUUGCACAACUUGUAAAAAAGAUGUUUUUCUUCUUUUAUUAAGGUCAGUUGUUUAACAUCAUAUCUCUGCCAAUGACCUGUUUUGUUUGGAUCAUGUUGGAAAAACCUGCCCAAAUGGAGCCUGUUGCGCUGUCACACAUCCAUUUUCAAAAAGCAGAAACAUUCACAAUAAUGCAAUGAUUAAAGAACACAAAAAUGUAAAUUGGCAUCAUGUAUGACUUUCUUCUUGAGUGGAACACAUUAGGAGAAAUUUUGAAGAGCGCAUUAGUCACUCUUUUCCAUGAAGUUGCAGGUAGAAGCCUCGGGGCUCAUUAAUAAAAGUGAGAGUAUCAUAAAGUACCGUCUUAUAUUUUGAAGGCACCCAAUGAACAUUUUGUUAUUCACUAAAGAUCUUCUCCAGUGAGUUGAAUCUGUUAGAAAUGUGAAAUGAGAAACGGUUUCUCAUAGAAAGCUAUUGUAUGUCUAUGGAAAGAUGAAAGGAAGAGUCUUUCCUCAUUCAUUGUAGUUGAUGAGCAACCAGCACAUUCUUUGAAAUGUCUCCGUUUGUGUUCCACUUUCAACUUUUUCAUGUAUUGAAUCGGAGGUAAAGACGUGAGGUUUGGGUUUCUGUAGUCUCACGUUGGUGGUUGACUGUCAAGAAGCACCCAUUAAAAGGUGAACGGUGGACUUUGCAAACCUCAGAUCCCUUUAUGAUGUAGUGUUGGAUCAGUGCACAGUUCAACUCUGUAAUUAUUGCAUGCUUUAGAUGCUCCACACUUUUCGUUUAUCUCUGAUGCACUUUUACACUCACAUCUGUUGUAAUGUUAAGAUGGCAGAUUGAGCCUAUGUCAGUGUGCAUGCAAGUUUUGCUGUCUUCAAACAAGAGGAUAUGUCCGGCUUCUAAAGUCCACCUUUUAUUCUCAAGGGUGCUUACGAGGUUGUAUAGUAGCACAGCUGUGCUCUAUAUGUCUUCAGUUAUGUCUUGUAUUAUUUAGGUUUUUUAGUUACGUGGUAACAGGACAGUUGCGAUUGAGUAAGAAGUGGAACCAGCCAAUGCAAGAGAAAAAGACCCACGACGCCUGCUUUUGGAUGGUUUCCGGACAUAAGAUACUUUUGUAUAUCAAUUUAUUGACCUUUUGAUUUGAAAAGAAAUAUUUGUAAUGGUCAUUGUAGGCCUAAUUCAUAAGAAUUGCCUCUAAACGGUAUAGGAAAUAUUUUCGGAGUAAAAUGAUUUGCAAUGUGACAUUUAGUUGAAAUCGAAGUGAUGUGCCAUGAAACCUUAUUGAAUGUCUGUGUGGGUGAGUGUUAACCGAUGCUGAAACAUAAUGCUGAGAUAUGCUAAAAACGUUUACUAGAUUUGACUAACACACCAUUGGCAUGUCCUGGCCAUUCUCUGGGGCUAGUUUUACGUUGAAAUCUCAUUUCAGCUUGUUCGUGAACUGAACACAUGAAAUAAUGUAAACCGCUGCUCAUGUUUUAUAUUUGCUUUUUACAGUAAAUAGCAGAGCGGAAAAGAUUUGGUUCUGAAUGUGCAAGGAGUGUUUUCUUAUUCUUUCCACAUGUGUGUUUGGAGCUCUGGGUUUUCUAUUCCAAUCAUCUGUUCAUGUACAUAAAAAUCAGUCACACUUUCUAUUUUCUGUGUGUUGACAUGCAAUAAAGAAAUCAAACCCUUCUGAUAA
Molecule: messenger RNA, 4085 nt
Organism: Carassius gibelio (silver crucian carp)
Lineage: Eukaryota; Metazoa; Chordata; Actinopteri; Cypriniformes; Cyprinidae
Product: protein ABHD13
Exons: 2
Coding region: 234-1247 (337 amino acids)
Cellular component (GO): membrane
Molecular function (GO): palmitoyl-(protein) hydrolase activity
Source: RefSeq, a predicted model, not a curated record